Molecule: messenger RNA, 4282 nt
Organism: Castor canadensis (American beaver)
Lineage: Eukaryota; Metazoa; Chordata; Mammalia; Rodentia; Castoridae
Gene: Dipk2b
Product: divergent protein kinase domain 2B
Source: RefSeq, a predicted model, not a curated record
GGCCUGCCCAGCCCCUUCCUGCGCUGCCCUUCACAGCGACUCCUGGACCGCGUGGUCCGGCGCUAUGCCGAGGUGGCUGACGCUGGUAGCAUCUUCAUGGACCACUUCACAGACCGUGAUAAGCUGCGUCUCCUCUACACCCUGGCUGUCAAUGCGCACCCCAUCCUCCUACAGAUCUUCCCUGGGGCGGAGGGAUGGCCGCUGCCCAAGUACUUGGGCUCCUGUGGCAGAUUCCUCGUCAGCACCAGCACCAGACCGCUGCAGGAAUUCUACGGUGCACCCCCAGACCAGACAGCCGAUCUCGCCUACCAGCUCCUUGGUGUCUUGGAGUCCCUGAGGAGCAACGAUUUGAACUAUUUCUUCUACUUCACCCAUGUUGACGCAGACAUGUUUGGCAUCUUUAACAACGGGCAUCUGUUCAUCCGGGAUGCCAGCGCACUGGGCGUCAUUGACAAGCAGGAAGGCAGCCAAGCAGCCUCCAGGACAAGAGAGAAUCAAGACAUUUUUAGCUGCCUGGUUUCUGGCUGCCAAGCCCAGUUGCCCUCCUGUGACACUGUCCCUGAGAAGCAGAGCCUGGUGCUGGUAUGUCAGCAGUUGUUGCCUCGACUUCUUCAGAGAAAGUUCCCCUCCCCAGUGCAAGAGGAGAUAGACUCUGCUCUUGCCCAGUGUGGCCAGGGCACCCAGCCAGACCCAGAAGUCCUCAGAGCUGCCAGUCGGCUAAAGGACAUCUUGAGACCGCUGAGAACCUGUGACCCCAGAUUUGCCUACCGCUAUCCAGACUGCAAGUAUGAUGACAGGUUCUGAAGGGCUGGAGCCUAGCUGACCUGAGGGGACAACACCAACACGUUUGGCCCUCCAUUCCCAUAGCUGGGCUGUUGCCAGGUUGAAACAAGCAGCUCCAUUUUAAGCUAAACACAUUCAUUUCCCAAGAACUGAGGAACACUCAAACUAGGGAAAGAAGUUGUGUGACACUGUGUGAUUGCCGACACUGGCUGGGACAUCAUGGCAGAGUCCAGGGGUGAGCAACACAAGACCUGGAAGUGGACACACUCGAUAUCAUAUCUUUGAGCUUCAGUUUCCUCUGUUCUCCACUGAACACUCACAAGGGUGAAGGAAAACAGAAAUGUGAGGGGCCUGCGUCACAUGCUCACUACCUGCAGCCCAGGUGGUUACAAAGUGUGUUCCAGAAACACAGGCUGAGCAAAUGAAAAAAAGCCAUUCAGGUCAGGAGGCUGGGGAGGAGAGGCAAGGUGAAGGUGAGGCUCUGGGUCACUAGAAAUUUAGAUUCAAGCAAGGGGGCCCACUUCUGCUCCUGUACACCCUACUGUGCUCCACCUACUACCACUAGGUGAGGAGACUAUAGGCCCAAGGGACAUGCCCACCACAGCCCACUCCUGAGUCAUGGUCUGGAUGCCUGGGACUCUGUGCAAGCACGGUAGGCACCUCAUGGCAUCCAAAGGAGCCAAGGGUAAGAAGAGAAAGCAGGUCAGCUGGGGCCAGUGCACUAUUCCAGGUCCUCUAAGAAGCAGGUAUCAAGACAGGAUUGCACAGGCAAUAAUUUUCUUAGGGGAAAUGCCUUUAGCAAGAAGGAGAGAGCAGGCAAAGGUCUAGAGGAACCCCAAUGAAGAAGAGGCAGCAAUCUAAGAAGGGUUGUCAGAAUGUCCUUGAGGCAAAGUCAGCCACCAAAGGAGCCCUUUUAUCUCCCACGAAUGUACCCCUCCUAAUAUCCCUGCUGUACUUGGUGAUUGGCAAGACCAUGGUGUGGGAAGUGUGGCCUCAGCCCAGCUGCAAAGAUGGAUUUCAGACCCCAGCAUAUGGGGCACCAAGUCAGAGCAGAAGGUCUAUGAGUAGGGAGAAACUUCUCAGUGUAGCUACAGCUCAGAACCAGGACCCACUCUUGCCACACCAUGUGCUCCAGUGCACACUCUUUAAAAGUCCAAGAAUUUCAUUCAAACUUGGCCUUACAGGUCAUUAUUUUAAAAAAGUGUUUUGGGAGCUGGCAAAGUGGCUCAAAUGGUAGAGUGCUUGCCUAGCAAGCAUGAGACCCUGAGUUCAAAUCACAGUACCACCAAAAAAGAAGGAAAAAGAUUUCUCAAGGUUAACUAACAGAACAUAUUUUACUCAACAAUUAGUUUGUUUUAUACCUUUUAAAUGAAGUACUUAGCCAUGUGGGAUAUGGAGUUCCGGGUGUGCUCUUGUCCUAGCCCAUUGAAUAGUAGUGGGACCUACUAGACCUUUGCCCAGCCUGCCUGCCAGUCUUCUACCCCUAGGGACUUUUCAGUCUACCUUCUCUCUUCUACCUCUGAAUCAGCACCUUGAAGGUCAGAAUGCCUAGCUUAAUAGGCCUUACUAUGCAGAUGGGGAAACUGAAGGCCAGCGAGGAAGAGUGAUUUGCAAGUACAGUUUCAGAGCUCCCACUGUCUGUCCAUGUUCCUCUUGCUUUCCCCAUCAGCCUCUGGCUCUCAUCCUGUGCUAUCCAACUCUAGUCCUUUCCCUCAAAUUUAGAGAUGGACCCAAAGAAUAUAUUAGGUUGCCUUUUGAGUUUACCUUUUGACUGCUCCAGACAUUGUCCAAUGUCCCAUCCUCCAUGACAGUGAGGAUGACAGGCCAAGCUAGUAGAAGAGCAGGCUUGGGCUGCCUGAGAAACUUUUGAAACUGCUUCCUUCUCACUGGCCCUAGAGGGUAAAGUCUGACCACCCUUCCCUCUGCACAGGCACAGUUUCUCAUCUCUGCUGUCCUAACUAUAGCAUGUCCUCCUUAGCCAGCCUCCUGACCAGAAUCCAGGAAAGGAGCUGUAGCCUCCAGACCCUCCAAAGUUCCACAGAGAACUUCUGAUCCGUGAGCCAGGCCCAACCCAUAUCUCUAGGCCCAGGUGUUUUUUCCACUGCAAAAAUGCUUCCACAUGAUGAGUGACUUUGAGCAAAGUCCUCAAGGAGUCCAGAAAUGGCCUCUUCUUGAGGCUUUCUUACUCCUCUACAACAUGUGGCCCACCUGCAUAGCUCUCCACACCUCAGACCAGUGGCCUGAGACUCUGAAGAAUGUUCCUUCAAAACCAUCAUGUAACCCCUGGAGCUUCUGAGUCUAGGCAGGAAAUGCAGUUCCAGACCUGAAUCAGGACAAAGAGAUCUUGUGCCUCAUUUGAUGAAGUCCCAAGAGAGAGCAAAGAAUAAAACCACUUGAGCAUGCCCAGGGGGCUGUUGGGAGAUUUGCUUUUAGUAUAAAUUACAAUCAAACUGUGUAUUUGUACAGCUGUGUUCACAUCCACAGUGCUGGCCAGGAGCUGAUGAAGGCAGGGCAGAUAGAUGUUAGGCAGGGCCUACAUAUGCUUUGGAAUAGCCUAGAAAUGGCUCCCAAGCUGGGGUCUUUUCACAAGUUCAGGAGGUCAUAGAGUCCCUUUUCGGAUACACUUUCAGGACAGAGCAGAUGAGUUGUUAUUGUCAACAUGGGUGAACAUCACAGACCCUACUUGGGUUCUGCCUUCAGGGGACAUCCUCGUCAACUUCUGCCAUCUGCUGAUUGUCUCAGCUACUGUCUCCCUGUGCUGGAUAUAGAACAGAGCUUUCCAAAUCCCUCUUCAAGGGACAACUCUUUCCCCAGCAUGGGAAUGUGGUUGGCAGACAGCUUCAGCUGUCAACCCUUUCAGGCUCUGCCUCAGCCACUCUGUGGCUUCACUUGAGGUUAUACCCUUCCUAGUGACUAGGCUUGGUGAGGUGUGAUGGCCUAGCCAGUUUGGCUCACUAAACUACAACUCUGACAGGCAAUUCCUCAUUUCAGAACUUUCUAUCAAGUUUGUCAAGACUCUGCUAGGCCUGUAUCACAGUCUAAUUUCCUUCUUUCUGCUUUCACUGCAUUCCUUUAACAAGUAUUGAUCUUUAUUAAACAUCUUGUACCCUAAAGUGUGCUGAAUGGUGGCCCCCCAGAAAGAUAUGUCCACAUCCUAGUUUCCAGAACCUAUGACAAUUACCUCAUAUGGCAAAAGAUGUGGUUAAAGAUUUUGAGAGGAAAUUAUCCUGGAUUAUCCAUGUAGAUCCUAAAUGCCAGCCCAUUAGCUUAUAAGAGAGAGACAGAAGAAGAGGCAGCGAUGUGAAGACAGAGGUCAGGAUUGGGGUGGUCAGUCACAAGCCAAGGAACUCCAGCAGCCACCAGAAGCUGGAAGAGGCAAGAAACAGAUUCUCCAGUGCCUCCAGAGGACUGUGGCCUUGAUGACAUCUUGAUUUCAACCCAGUGAACUUGACUUCAAAUUUUUGGUCUCCAGAACUGUGAGAGAAUAAAUUUGUGUUGU